AUGCCGACUAUUUAUGAAACAGAUAGUCUUGAUGAAGCUAUUGAUAUUAUUCAAGAUGAGAAUAAACGAUAUCCAUUUAUUCUGCAUAAAUAUGAUAUUGGGUCAUGUCAAGAAAAAUGGACAUGUGAUUAUUUAGCAACAAAAAUCGGUUCAAAACCAGUAAGAAUACAUGUAUCACAAGAUCCAAUGAUGGAUUUUGUUCGAAAAAAUUUUACUUAUGAAACUUUACCUUUCAAUAAACUUAUUCAUCGUUGUGAACGAACAGUAAAUGAUGAAUAUUUUUCAACACCCAAUGAACAUUAUUAUUUUCGAGCACUUGGUGAUAAUCAACGAACAGAUAUUGCUAAUAUUGAAAAACAUUUUCCAGGUAUUGCCAAUGAUAUUAAAUAUCCGCCAUUAUUUUCUACUGAACAAUUUUUUUCCAGUGUAUUACGUAUUGGUUCAGCCAAUACACAAUUGUGGACUCAUUAUGAUAUCAUGGAUAAUACUCUCAUUCAAGUUCAUGGUACAAAACGACUUAUUAUGUUUAAACCGAGUGAUAUCGAUUAUCUCUAUAUCGAUGGCGAUAAAUCAUUAGUAAACGAUAUUGAAAAUCCAGAUUUUGAAACAUAUCCACUUAUUCGUCAAGCGACAUAUUAUACUGGAACUUUGCAAGCAGGAGAUUGUCUAUUUAUUCCUGCACUUUGGUUUCAUAAUAUAAAAUCAUUGGAUACUUAUUCUGUUUCUGUCAAUGUUUUUUGGCGUCAUUUAAAUAUUGAUUUUUAUGAACCAAAAGAUUUAUAUGGUAAUAAAGAUCUUGUACCAUUUAGUCGUUCAAUUGGACAACUUGCAAAAUCUUUAAAUGAACUUGAUAAACAAUUACCAUCUGUUUAUGUUGAUUUUUAUGCUAAACGUUUACGUUGUUAUCUUGAUAAUUAUAUAAAAGAAAAUGAAAAGAAAAUUAACAAAUAG
This is a messenger RNA of Adineta steineri, 951 nucleotides long. The record is from the annotation of a GenBank genome assembly. NCBI's taxonomy places the organism in Eukaryota, Metazoa, Rotifera, Eurotatoria, Adinetida, Adinetidae.